Arabidopsis arenosa is the source of this 3408-nucleotide messenger RNA. The record is from the annotation of a GenBank genome assembly. Lineage: Eukaryota; Viridiplantae; Streptophyta; Magnoliopsida; Brassicales; Brassicaceae.
AAUAAUUUCUAGAAGCUGAAUCUAUGCCUGGAAACGAAUUUGGAGAAAGGAUCCACAAUUUCUUUGGACAGGAGGGCUUAUCCCAAGACCAGCAUCAGUCUCAGGUUGUUGACGGAACUUGGUCCAGUUUUAGUAAUGGUCUAGUCGGCAACCAGAGGCAGAUAGACCCAUCCCUUGUUGCCAAUCUGAAUAGUUAUAGCACACAACAAUCUGUUGAUCCUGAGAGACGGCAAUCUUCAACUUCACAGCAUGGUUUAAAUUUUACUCAGCAGCCUAUGAGGUCUGAGUACUCCAGAAGUGUAUUACAAGAACCCCAACAACCCACAAAUGGUUACAUGCACGGGAACCUUGGGUUGCAGACCAUGCCGAAUGAGGCAAGUUUUGUGGGAAUGGAUGUAGAAUCUAGUAGGGAUAGAUUUUCAGGGAGAGGAUUCACUCCAGACCGUUUUAAAACUCCUAUGAGAUUUGAUAUGGGAGAAUCUCCGGUUAACUAUGAUUUCUUUGGUGGUCAACAACAAUUAAACAAUCAGCUCCCUGGCAUGCUUCAACCUUUUCCAAGGCAGCAGAUGACAUUCAACGAUAUGCAACUACUAAAGCAACACGCUAUGGUUAAGCAAAUGCAUGAAUAUCAAAUGCAACAACAACUUCAAAAGCAACAGCUAGAGGCCAGGCAGCUCAUUUCUUUGAAUUCAAACGCAGUCAAUGCAAGUCGCUCAAGUGAUAACCAAUCACAUCCUUCGAUUAGUGGUGUCCCUCUACAGGAUGCGUCUAAUAAUUGGUUGCAGCCAGAUCUUAUGACAGGAAAUACAAAGUGGAUGCAUCGCGGUAUCUCGCCAAUUGUUCAAAGUUCAUCCAGUGGGCUCAUGAUUACCCCUGAGCAUGGACAGGCAAACUUAAUGGCACAACAAUUUGAAACUUCCUUGUAUGGUAUGCCUGUUGGUGGGACAGAUGCACCUCAAAAUGCCUUUUCUUCUGUUCAGAUGAACAUGUUAGCUGCACAGCAUGGUUCUGCAAACAUGAGUUCCUCACUCACUAAUCAGCCAGCGUCAUUUCCGAAUCAAGGUGACGUACAGGACAGUCAUAUGCUCCCUAGAUCCACAUACCAGGAGAAUUUGUUCUCCCAUAUAUCAUCAGUUCCAGGUUCAAAUAAUGUUGGAAGUUUUCAGCAAGAUAAUUCCGGUCAGCAGAACAUUUCAGGGCAAGAGGAAUUUGGUCAGAUGGAGGGUUCUGGUCUAUCAGAAAAAUCAUUUAUGAAAGUGCCUGAAAAUAUAAAUACAUUGCAGAAGUCGACAACAUUGGAUCCAACAGAGGAAAAGAUUUUGUUUGGUUCGGAUGACAAUUUGUGGGAGGCAUUUGGAAACAGCACUGAUAUGAGCUUGACAGGAAAUCUUAUGUCCAGUAGUUCUGACCUUUUUGAUGCAUCUUUGCAAAGUGGGAGUUGGAGUGCUCUUAUGCAAUCUGCUGUAGCAGAAACGUCCAGUGAUGACGCAGGCGUACAUGAAUGGGGUAGUAAACAGCAAUCUGUAUGGGCUAACAACAUUACUGCCCAGGAUCCUGGUGUUCAUAGUGAUUCAACUCGAUCAACUGUUCAACAUUUGCAAGACAAAGGAAAUAUAGUUUCAGAUCAUGGCCUGUUGGAGAAGACAAUGACUCAACAGAGUCAAAUGGCUGGAAAUAUGUUUCAUUCUUUACGUUCUGGUAUUGAUGCGCAGAAUAAUUCGUGUUCUAUUGGAAAGAAUGAGGACAUUGAUGAUAGACUUGGUAACUGGAAGGCUGCUUCCAAUCCAAACUCAGCUGCUCUGAUGGAACAGAAGAAACAUUUAACACAAAAUCUACAAAUGCAAAGGGAAAUCUAUGGUACAGGAAAUGAUUCUAGUGCUUCGAGGGAUAUCCAGAAAAAUAUCCAACAGCAUUUGGAUAAUAACUCUGUGGAGAAAGCUACUCAUCAACUGAAAUCUGGAGACAGCAGUCAGAUUCUUGAGUCAUAUGCUAGUAAUAAUGUUGGUAAAGUCAUGACUGAAUCAAAUGAAAUUGGGAACUCCGGAAAGGAAAACUCAAGUGAUAGUUUUCGAUCAAAGUUCUCACCUCUUACUCAAGUAAAUGCCCAUGAUUUUUCUGUGUUGGCUGGUGGGAAAGAAACACAAUCACCUUCAAGAUCUGAUCGUUUAGUUAGGGAUGGAUUUAAUCACAAAGAAUCAGUGAAUUAUAUGCUGCAUUUUGGCCAAACUGUUUCUCAGAGUUUCUUCAACAAGAAUCAUGGAGCCUCGGCUGGAGCAGAUCAUCAACAAAUCAGUCCUCAAAUAGCUCCAUCCAGGUAUAGUCAAUAUGAGGCUUUCAAGAACGGACUGGUGCAACCCAUGAAUGAUACAGGGAGAGUCACUCUCUUGAAGAUAGGAGAACGAUAUUCUAACCUUGGGAAUUCUGAUGAUGGUUUACAUUCUGUUCAAUUGUCAAAGCAAUUAAAUACUGCGGAUCCUGGUUACGCUGUUCAUAUGCAACAAAUGUCAGGCUCCACACCAGGAGUGGAGACUCUCUCAUCUACCUCAUUGCCUCAUGGUGCUACUGACCAACUUCUGAAGGUUGAUAAACCAAAGAAGCGCAAAACCGCCUCAUCAGGACUUUUAUCUUGGAAUAAAGAAGUUAUGCAAGGUCCCCAGAGGCUUAAGACUCUCAGUGAGGCCGAGGUUGAUUGGGCCAGAGCAACAAAUCGAUUUGCUGAAAAAGUGGAAUUUGCAACUUUACUUGAGGAUGGCCCACCAACCAGUUCAAAGAGAAGGCUUAUAUAUACAACACAACUCAUGCAACAACUGUUUCGUCCCCUUCCUGAUAGGGUGAAAUUUUUAGUUGCUAGCUCAAAUUAUGAGUUUGUUGCUUAUACUGCUGCUAGAGCUGCGCUAGGAGAUGCAUGUAGCUCCACUUCUACUGACAGGAUUGAGGGCUUUUCGCCCCCGAACAAUUCAACCCCGUUGUCUGAGAGAACGGAAACUGAAAAAAUGAGUGACCAGUACAUCUCCAAAGCAGCUGAAGAUUUCAUUAGUAGAACAAAGAAACUAGAGACUGACUUUGCAGGACUAGAAAAAGGAACUACAAUUACAGACUUGAGAGUCGAAGUCCAGGAUCUAGAGAGGUUUGCAGUGAUCAAUCGUUUUGCAAGUUUCCACCAAUCGUCCUCAUCUAUGGACCGGUCUGUGAGUUCACUUAGGUUAAACCCACAGAGAUAUGUUACCGUAGCUCCAAUGCCUCGGCAUAUUCCAGACAGGUUAGUUGGUCGGACUUCUGAGAACAGUGAAGGCCUCCAUCGUCUGGAGGCCGGAGAUUUCGUAGUAGACAUGUAGCAUUACUGUAUGCAUAAUCAAGAAUAUAGGAUUUCGAAUCCAUAUGUAUACUUAGUAAAGAUAAUUUGCCCAU